Molecule: messenger RNA, 3144 nt
Organism: Sphaeroforma arctica JP610
Lineage: Eukaryota; Ichthyosporea; Ichthyophonida
Exons: 9
Coding region: 1-3144 (1047 amino acids)
Molecular function (GO): protein binding
Source: RefSeq, a predicted model, not a curated record
AUGUCAGCCUAUAUGCGACACAGCGACACUGGCGAUUUCGUACAGGAUGGGCGGUUUGGAAUGCAUGCCUUGUGGCUAGUUAUAUGUCGCGCCUGUAAGAAAAGUGUCGCUGUGGCUGUUCUCGAUGUUGGCCACUUUAUUCGGCAUCGCGCAUAUAAGCUGCCCGUGGUCAAGCUAUACACAAGUCUCCUUGAGUCGGGUGACCGAUCUCUGCGCCACUGCGGGGCUGCAGGUAUCAGUCAGAUGGCCGUAGACUGCAAGGGACGAGAGAUAUUGCUAGCGCAGGAUCCGGAACGGCGUGUCAUACAACGGCUUAGUCGGAGUGUGCCUACUAGCUUGCAGGGCACCCAGGGCGACGGUACCACGUCUGCGCUGCUGCAGUCGCUGGACAUGCUAACUGCAUCGUCGAGCUACGCACAGUGUGUACUUGUUCAGGGGGGUGGGCUGGAGACGCUCGUUGCAGUGCUGCGAAAGACAACCGAUGUGGACGUGGCAGCGACGGUGGUAGCAGUGCUGCGCAAUGCGUCUAUGGAAGCCUCCAACAACACACAGGCACAUAUGUUGCGGAGAGAUUACAGUUUGGUGUACACACUGACGGCGUUCUUGGUUUGGUCGGCGAAGGUGCGUGAGCAGGCCACGACUAGAAAAAUGGCCACAACGGGGCAGCCGUCUAUUGAAGAUGCCGCGGCGCUUGUUCAGCCCGAGUAUGUGGUGUAUCUCCCUCCCUCUACGGGUUCAUCCGGUGGUCUCAGCACAGGCACUGGCACUGGCAAGGGCAAGGGCAACGGUUACUCGUCGUCGACCCGAACGGUUAUUGCGCCUGGUUUCUUCGGAGCCUCGUCCCACCGCACCAAUAGAGCGAAUGCUCCGCAGGAGACACGCUCAGCCACAGCAAUGGCCACACACGGGCUGGCGGUGGGGUCAGAGUCAGAGUCAGAGUCUGGGGGUGACGGUGUGGGUGUGGGCGUGGGCGUGGGCGUGGGUGUGGGUGUGGGUGUGGAGGCGUGCGAGAGUGAGAGUGAGACGCACCCAGGAACCACACAGUCGGGUGUGCGUAUGGGGGGUAGUGCAGAGAUAAGUGGCGAGGGCCCGUCCAGCGUGGCUGUGGCUGUGGCUGUGGCUGUCGGUAGCCGUGCGGAGGAGAGCGGCGCUGCUGGCACACCUGCAGCCGUGGGAGACCAGGCUACAGCACACCACACUCUCGACACAGCUGAGGUGGAAACACAGGCGCAAGUGGGGGCUGAACACAGAAAGGGUGAGGGUGAGGGUGUGGUGUUUGACGAUCUGAGAGCUGGUUAUGUGACGCCGGCGGUGGUGGCUGUGUCAUGCACCUUCUCGCCCGAGGGCAUGAUUGAGAGUGCCUGGUCGUCUGCUCUGAUGAGUGAGCAGGGCCAGGAAGCCUUCGCGCUCUCGCAUCUCGAGGCGAGUGCGUGCGCGUGUCUCAGAAACCUGCUGGAAGUGCCUGAUCUCUGUGCCGUGGUGCUGCCCCCGCCUGGCUGGCAAUUCACGUCUGACUUUAUGUUCGGCGGACACGCGGGGGCGCCGGCGCCGCCGCGAGUGUGUACGCGUACACGACCACACACACCGAGGUCACCACGCCCACCCCCCCCACACGCCACUAGUCCCAACAAGGGCGAAGGGGAGCCCCACACCCACGUGCACACCCCCACGCUCGAUGCCUUGCAAGAGGCGCUGGGGGCGUUGAGUGUGGCGUGUGUGGGUCGGUCAUCGGUCAGGAGGAUGGUUUGUGGUGCGGAUAAUGGGCGUAUGGUGCAAGGGCUGGUGAGCCUGGCAUUCUCGACGCUCAGUGACGGGGUUGGGCUGGCGUGUAUGGUGCUGUUGCUGGUGCUGCUGGUGGAAGCGGAUUGGACUGCGACCAAGACAAUUGAGCAGCAAGUAGACUAUACAGUGCUGGAUGCUCUACUGGACACCAACUCAGGUGCCUUCGGUAUUCUGAAGCUCGUGGACGCGUUCAUCCUGUCUGAUGUGGAGGGCAAGCGUUCCGUGGGCAUCGUGAUGCUAUCCUAUCUUUGUCGAGAUGUGGAUGCUAGACGUGACAUCAUGUCGUCGGGGGUCUACGCACAUGUACGCGAGCAACAGCGCGUGAACCCAGGAGCGUUCGACAAGGAUACGAAUGACAUAGUAGCGUCUAUCAUCGCUCAGGUUACACACAGUAACUUGCCGGAGAAGCCCUCGUCCGAAACACACACACACACAGAUACAACCCCAGCAUUACAGACGGAUACAGAUGUAGGUCUCACUCCGAGCAUGGGUUCAGAGACCCCGUGCGCCGGUGUGGACAGUGCUCUCGCCACGACAGGGGCGGACACACGCGCGAACACGUCUAUACUCAACGGGACAACACAUGACACAGAUAGGGCAAGUACGCACGCACCGGCACACACGGAGCCACGGCCAGUGCAGCGCCAGAAGGGAUCGGGCGGGCCUGAACAUACGGAGGCUUGCCAGAGCGCUAAGUCGAUACUAAAGCCGUUCCUGAGCCGUACCUGUGUCCAGCGUGGGCAUAGCGCGACGCCAGAGACACGUACGACAAACACACGGCUAAAUACGCGGUACAGCUAUGGCAAGCAAAAGCAGACGCAUAGGAGGGGAAGCCCCGGGUUGGGUGCUUGGGGUCCGGAGACCAUUGCGCACGGGCCGCUGUCACUGGUGGAUGCACCUCAGAGGGCUCGGAGGGACCGGAGGAGUAGUCGGCUUGCGUCUCAUUCUAGUGCUACGUAUAGUGGCUGUAGCAGUAGGACGGCCCAGGGCAUUGAAGAUGGGAGUGAUAGUGAAAGCGGGACGGAUAGCGGGACAGAGGUGGAGAGUGGUGCAGGUGGCGGGUCAUCGGAUGAGGAUGAGGCGGAUAUGGGGAGGGGUAAAACAAUGGCAACUGCAUAUAGGCCACGGGAGAGCAGGAUAUGUGGGGGUGGGCGAGGGAACAUUGCCCCACGAGAAGGAAGCACUAGCAGGAAUAGUAGCGAGUGGGAUGUGCGUGCUGUAGACAGGUUAGUGGGGCACUCUCAGUCGGCGGGGGCUGUGGGGCAACCCCGAGCCACGCCACCCAUGGAGAGUAGCACAGGCAGGAGGAGGCAGGGGCACGACAGGGAACGAGGGGUGAGGUUAGAACUAGAGACAAGAUAG